This is a messenger RNA of Rotaria sp. Silwood1, 3507 nucleotides long. The record is from the annotation of a GenBank genome assembly. Lineage: Eukaryota; Metazoa; Rotifera; Eurotatoria; Philodinida; Philodinidae.
AUGGGUGUAUUUGACGUUGUUCCAUCAGGUGUAUUAACCGGUGAUUCUGUUAUGAAAUUGUUUUCAUAUGCAAAAGAACAUCACUUUGCUAUUCCAUCUUUUAAUGUAACAUCUUCAUCGGCUAUAAAUGCAGUUCUUGAAGCUGCUCGGGAUACAAAAUCUCCUGUUAUAAUACAAAUUUCACAAGGUGGAGCUCAAUUUUAUGCUGGUAAAGGUCUUAGUAAUGAUGGUCAAGCAGCAAGUAUAUUAGGAGCUGUUGCUGCAGCACAUCAUGUACGACAUGUUGCUAAAACAUAUGGAGUACCUGUUAUUCUUCAUAGUGAUCAUUGUGCCAAAAAAUUAGAACCAUGUAAUACUUCUACCAUGAAUAAUUGUAAAUAUUUGAAAGAUUUUUUUCCAAUUAAGCCGAAAGACAAUGUUCGAUAUAAUAGAGUACGUGUUGAUAAUGCAGCACUUUAUACUCAACCAGAAGAUAUAUGGGAUAUAUAUAGAGAACUUUCAUCAAUAGCUCCUCAUUUUUCAAUAGCUGCUGCUUUUGGUAAUGUUCAUGGUGUUUAUAAACCAGGAAAUGUUAGACUUCAUCCAGAAUUACUUGCUAAACAUCAAGAUUAUGUUAAAAAUAAAUUAAAUACAAAUGAUAAUCAUCCUGUAUUUCUUGUUUUUCAUGGUGGUUCAGGUUCAACAAAAGAUGAAAUAAAAACAGCUGUUCAAAAUGGUGUUGUUAAAAUGAAUAUUGAUACAGAUACACAAUAUGCUUAUUGGGAAGGUGUUUUAAAAUAUUAUAAAAAAAAUGAAGGUCGACUUCAAGGUGUACUCGAUGCUGAAGAAAAACCAAAUAAAAAAUAUUAUGAUCCUCGUGUAUGGUUACGUGAAGCUGAAUUAUCAAUGAAAAAACGAGUUCAAGAAGCAUUCAAUGAUCUUGGUAGUGCCAAUACAUUAGUGAACGAAACAUAUUCAAAUUAUAGUUUAUCAUGUUUACAAUGUCAACCGAAUAAUACUCAAGAGCAAUGGAGUUUUAAACCUGACUGUUCAGCCGGUCCUUUCUGUUGGGAUCCAAGUUUUAUAGGUAUGCACACUUGCUCCAAUGACAUCAUAGCUAAAUUUUACGAGAAUGAUGCACAAGCUGCCAUCGAACUCUAUAAUUUUCAAGAAUGUGGACAAAAUAGUGAAGCAUGCCAAGCAGGAUUCUUCUCAGAUCAAAUACGUAAGGUUCAUUUGGCCUGUUGUGCUGGUUUUUUUUGUCCGGAAGGACAACUCUGCAUGAUACCGUGUCGACCUGGUUCAUAUUGUCCUACAGCAUUGAAAUCUAUCAAUGGAACUUGUCAAAGUUCAGUGUCAUGUCCAUAUUACCCACCAAAAACUUAUGGAAUCUACGGAUGCGGUGGCUCGACAUUCGAAGGAUUUUGUCCAGCUGGAUCAUUUUGUAAAAUGUCCUAUGAGAGUGAGCCAUGUCCGGAUGGUACAAGUUACUGUCCAACUGGUGUGCAACAACCAUUGCCGUGUCCAUCACAGUUUGUCUGUUUAAGUGGAAGAGCACGACGACAGCGUCUUUUGACCAGUGUUACUGUUUCUUUUGUCGUCAUUAUUGUUGUUUAUGUUGCAGUUGUGGAAAUUUUUCAAUGGCUCGUUUUGAAGAAAAAGCUUUUAGGACAACAUACUUUAGAGGAUGCAUCAAACGUGAGCAAUUAUUUCAAGAAACCGACGAAAUCAAAAUCGAAAUCGAAUCCGACUUUCCAAUUAAAUAUUCAUCUUUACAGAGCUAAACUACGAAAUGUGACACGUUUUGAUCUAGAACGAAAUGAAGGUUUUACAGGUCGCAUUACUGCUGGUCGAUUAACAGCAUUAAUGGGUGGCUCUGGCUGUGGUAAAAGUAGUUUACUGGAAACAAUUCACGGUCGUCGAAGAUUGCAUGCAAAUGGCUACAUUAAGUUUGCUGAACACGAACCAUUAAAUAAUAUUCUUACGGAUUAUAUUGGUUAUGUACCACAAGCCGAUAUUAUGCAUGAUGAUCUAACCGUCUUUGAAACUGUCUAUUAUUCUGCACGAGCGAGACGUCUAAAUGAUUCGCAGGAUAUCAUCAAAAAUGACGUUUGUUUUGUUUUGGAAAAAUUGGGAUUGGAAUUCUUGCAUAACAGACAGAGAAAACGCGUCAAUGUUGCUAUGGAAAUUGUUGCAUGUCCAAAGGUAAUACUUCUAGAUGAGCCAACAUCAGGCUUGGAUACAGUUUCUUGUGAUCAUCUAUUUGAUUUAUUACAAUUAAUAAAAUAUAGUGCCGCUGGACCAGUAACAAUAAUAAUGGUUAUUCAUCAACCGAGUCAAGAACUUUUUCAUCAAAUCGAUGAUAUCUUUUUUUUAACUCCUCAUUGUUGUUUGGCUUAUCAAGGUCCACGAAAUAAAGCAAAAGAAUUUUUAUCAGAAAAAAUUUUCAAUCAUUCAACUAAAGAUCAUCCUCCUGUUCGACACAAUGAUUGUGAUACAUGCUUCCUUAUGUUAACCAAAGCUCCAGAAUAUAUUGAAAAUCAUUCAAUAGACAAUCAAAUAAUUAGUCAACCACUCAAAACAUAUUCAUGGACGAAAAGAUGGUGUUUGCCAUUUCUCUAUGUCGUGUCUCGUUCUAUGAAGCAAAUAUAUGUACGUGGUGCCAUUGCUGAAGCAACCUAUAUGCUUGCCUAUUUUUUGUUGGGUGCCUGUGUCGGUUAUCUAUUUGAAAACAAACAACAAGGUACAUGUGAUAUACAAGUGUUGCCAACAAUCUACUUUCUCAUGAGUCUUUCCUUUGGUAUUUUAACAUGUAUAUCAAGUCAACGUCUAUUUGGCGUCGAAAUAACAAAUAAGACAUAUGAACGAGAAAGUCGAAAUUAUUUUCAUCCAUUUCAAUAUUGGUUAGCAAAAAGCUUAGUUGAUAUAUUUCGAAUGAUUUUCUAUCCAUUAUUAUUUCUCAGUAUGCUUUAUAUUGAAGUUGUACCACGUGGUCCAUUUUCUUAUUAUCUUAGUAUGAUGAUACUUCUUUCAUUUGUUUGUUCGGCUAUCGGUCAACUAACAUCAGUAAUAUUCAAUCGAACUGAAUAUGCAUAUUUAGCUGGUACUAUUGUUGCUCUUCUAUCUUGUUUAUUGUCAGGUUUCAGUCCAACUAAAACUGAUCUUGGUCGAGGAAAAUUUAUUGUUACUCUUUCUUUUUCUCGACAUGUGCAACGUGUGUUAUUUCGUCAUGAAACAGCACAUUAUGUUGAAGUAUAUAACAGUACUUUAGCUCAUAUAUGGCUAACUCAAGUCAAGUUUCUUGAACACAAUUUCUCAUUCAACGACAGUGAAAAUCCAUUUUUUUGGCUAAUUUUAAUUGGAUUCGUUUUGCGUGCCAUUACUUUUUUAUUUCUAUACGCUAAAUCUGAAUAUCGUUCUACAAUUCGAUUUCAUGUCACUCAUUUGGGUCCUACUAUUCAAAGUUUAUUUCGUUGUGAACCUUGUCGUGAGAAAGCUUCUUCUCCAGAGGAGGGCUAUCAAUUAUAA